Messenger RNA from Sturnus vulgaris (Common starling), 1932 nucleotides. RefSeq names its product paired related homeobox 2 (gene PRRX2). Gene Ontology annotation, cellular component: nucleus. NCBI's taxonomy places the organism in Eukaryota, Metazoa, Chordata, Aves, Passeriformes, Sturnidae. The record is from RefSeq and is a predicted model, not a curated record. Gene Ontology annotation, biological process: regulation of transcription by RNA polymerase II. Gene Ontology annotation, molecular function: RNA polymerase II cis-regulatory region sequence-specific DNA binding; DNA-binding transcription factor activity, RNA polymerase II-specific.
AUGGACUCGGCGCCAGCCUUUGCCAUGGACAAGCCGUUCGCCCCCGGCGCCGUGCGCGGCCCGGAGCCGCCCGAAAACGCUCAAAGCCGGAAAAACUUCAGCGUGAGCCACCUCCUCGACCUGGAGGAGGUGGCGGCCGGUAUGAACGGGACCCCCGCGGCCGGUCCCCCGCCCGCCGGCAGCGGCAAGGCCAUCCCGGAGCCGUCGGGAGGCAGCAGCGGCAGCGAGGCAGCGCCCCAGGACGGUGAGAGCCUGAGCCCAAGCUGCGGGGCAGCCAAAAGGAAGAAGAAGCAGAGGAGGAACCGCACCACCUUCAACAGCAGCCAGCUGCAGGCUCUGGAGAGGGUCUUUGAGAGGACGCACUACCCCGACGCCUUUGUGCGGGAGGAGCUGGCCAGAAGGGUCAACCUCAGCGAGGCCAGAGUCCAGGUGUGGUUUCAGAACCGGAGGGCCAAGUUCCGCCGUAAUGAGAGGGCGAUGCUGGCCAACAGAUCGGCAUCACUGCUCAAAUCCUACAGCCAAGAAGCAGCCAUUGAGCAGCCCAUGGCACCACGACCCACUGCACUGACCCCGGAGUAUCUCUCUUGGACCAGCACCUCCCCGUACAGCACUGUGCCCUCCUACAGCUCCAGCGGGACCGCAACGCCCACCCAAGGGGUGAACAUGGCCAACAGCAUCGCCAGCCUGCGCCUCAAAGCCAAAGAGUUCAGCCUCCAUCAGAACCAGGUGCCGACCGUGAACUGAGCAGGGCAAACCCCAUCCCAUGGCCUCCUCCAGGAUACAGCGUGGAGCUCCUGUGCCGGUCCAGGACAAAUCCACUGCCUGCCCAGCACACAUGCCACUCAUACAAUGUCUCAGCAUCUUCUCUCCUCUUCCCUUCCCUUCUGAAGGUAGAGUCAGUCCCAGGCCGAAGUGGCACAUAAUUAUAGCCACAUAUGGAGCGAACUCGGUUAGAAACUUGCUUUUCCGCACACCCUUGUAAUAACGGCUAUAUAUACACACAUACCCCCCACACACUCUUUGAGGACAAACAGACUUGCCAAGGGAACAAGAAUUUGCUUCCAAACAUGGAAGGAUCUUGGACUAUUGGAUUUGACCAAUUUGGGUAUCUUGCCCAGAGAGCCAAAGAGUUAUUGGGUCUUCUCCUCCCGCAGGGACAGUGUGGGAGGAUCACGAGCCCCCCUUUCCACCAGGCUGUGACUUGCGGCGCUCAACUGUGUGUGCCAAAGCUGAUCUAUGUGUUCGUUUCUUUGUGCAACUCCAGCCACAGUGUGGGAUUGGGACUUCUCAAAGUUUGGGACUUUGGGAAGCUGAUGGCUCACCCAUGCCAUGGCCAGUUUCGGCCAGCCCUCUGCACUGUGCUGCCUGCAUUUAGGAGCUGCCCAUGCUGAUGGCACCAGGCUUUGUCCCUUCCCAGAGGGGCAAGCAGAGCUGCAGCAUCUCAACAGACCCUCCUGGAGCCUGGGAGCUCUCCCAUGAGCUGGGGAUGCAUCGCCAAUCUCCAAGCAGGCACCACUGCCCUGCCUCGGCGGAUUUGCCAGCGAUUCUGCAAAGCCCCAGGUCAUUGAACCGUCCCAGGGAACGAGAAAAUUGGAAAAAGCUGUUGGGUUUCAGCUGAGUAGGCGGCUCCCAGCACUUCGUGCCAACGAAGGCUUCGCCUUCCGGAGGCACAGCCUCCCCGUCGGCAGCUCCGCAGAUGUGCUCGGGGGUCUGGGGCCGACAGCUCCAUGGGGGGAGGCUUUUUUGGUUUUACAGAAAGGAAAUGGUUUCCCCCUCAUCCCACCCUGCUUUGCAGCCUAAAGAGGUUCCAAGGUGGGAUGUGCAGGGGGACGGACAUGGGGUGGGCGUCCUCGUUCCCCUGCCAGUUCCACAGCCAGAGUGAUGGAGGUGUGGUGUUCCUGUGGACAAAGCCCACUGGAAACCAGAUCACCC